This is a messenger RNA of Dama dama (fallow deer), 5341 nucleotides long. Its product is annotated as adhesion G protein-coupled receptor E1-like. Gene Ontology annotation, biological process: G protein-coupled receptor signaling pathway; cell surface receptor signaling pathway. Gene Ontology annotation, molecular function: G protein-coupled receptor activity; calcium ion binding. The transcript has 37 exons. The coding region runs from base 61 to 5160 and encodes 1699 amino acids. The record is from RefSeq and is a predicted model, not a curated record. NCBI's taxonomy places the organism in Eukaryota, Metazoa, Chordata, Mammalia, Artiodactyla, Cervidae. Gene Ontology annotation, cellular component: membrane.
UUGUUGAAAACCCUGGGAACAGAGGAGAAGUACUCCUCUUUGAAUGGCAGGACCUGCACGAUGUGGAGCUUCAGUUUUCUCCUCUUUUGGGGGUGUUGUGGUAUAUACUCCUGGGGAAUGUUCACAUCACCCUCACUGGAAUCAAUGACAAGGCGUGAACGGCCACGGCAGUCACCAUCGAAUCUUGAUGCGAAGGGGUGUACAGAUACCACCAUGUGUCCAGCGCAUGCAACCUGCACCAACACUUCAACAAGUUACUACUGCGCUUGCAAAGGAGGCUUCUUGUCCAGCAACGGAUUGAAGACAUUCCAGGGCCCAGGAGUGGAAUGCAAAGAUAUAGAUGAAUGCUCUCAGAGGCCCACACCAUGUGGCCCUAACUCAAUCUGCAGAAACCUGCCUGGGAGAUAUAGGUGCAGCUGUAGGACUGGCUUCUCUUCUCCCACUGGAAAUAACUGGACACCAGGAAAGGGAGGUCGCUUCACCUGUAGAGAUGUGGACGAAUGUGCCAAUUCCAGAAGUUGCCCAGAGCAUUCGACUUGCCACAACAGUCUUGGAAGCUACUCUUGUGUCUGCAACCCAGGAUAUGUAUCCAGAAGUGGAAAGAAGAGUUUCCAGGGACGAGGGGAGACAUGUCAAGAUAUAGAUGAAUGUUCUCAAAAGCCCCCACCUUGUGGUCCUAACUCAGUCUGCAGAAACCUGCCAGGAAAGUAUGAGUGCAGCUGUCUGACUGGUUUCUCUUCUCCCACCGGAAAUAACUGGAUCCCUGGAAAGCCGGGAAAUUUCACCUGUAAAGACAUUAAUGAAUGCCUCUCCCGUGGGGUCUGCCCUGAGCAUUCUGAGUGCACCAACUCUUUGGGAAGCUACCGUUGCAGCUGCAAAGUUGGAUUCACCUCUAAAAACUCCAUCUGUGAAGAUGUGGAUGAAUGUGCCAAUUCCAGAAGUUGCCCAGAGCAUUCGACUUGCCAUAACAGUCUUGGAAGCUACUCUUGCGUCUGCAACCCAGGAUAUGUAUCCAGAAGUGGAAAGAAGAGUUUCCAGGGACCAGGGGAGACGUGUCAAGAUAUAGAUGAAUGUUCUCAAAAGCCCCCACCUUGUGGUCCUAACUCAGUCUGCAGAAACCUGCCAGGAAAGUAUGAGUGCAGCUGUCUGACUGGUUUCUCUUCUCCCACCGGAAAUAACUGGAUCCCUGGAAAGCCGGGAAAUUUCACCUGUAAAGACAUUAAUGAAUGCCUCUCCCGUGGGGUCUGCCCUGAGCAUUCUGAGUGCACCAACUCUUUGGGAAGCUACCGUUGCAGCUGCAAAGUUGGAUUCACCUCUAAAAACUCCAUCUGUGAAGAUGUGGAUGAAUGUGCCAAUUCCAGAAGUUGCCCAGAGCAUUCGACUUGCCAUAACAGUCUUGGAAGCUACUCUUGCGUCUGCAACCCAGGAUAUGUAUCCAGAAGUGGAAAGAAGAGUUUCCAGGGACCAGGGGAGACGUGUCAAGAUAUAGAUGAAUGUUCUCAAAAGCCCCCACCUUGUGGUCCUAACUCAGUCUGCAGAAACCUGCCAGGAAAGUAUGAGUGCAGCUGUCUGACUGGUUUCUCUUUUCCCACCGGAAAUAACUGGAUCCCUGGAAAGCCGGGAAAUUUCACCUGUAAAGACAUUAAUGAAUGCCUCUCCCGUGGGGUCUGCCCUGAGCAUUCUGAGUGCACCAACUCUUUGGGAAGCUACCGUUGCAGCUGCAAAGUUGGAUUCACCUCUAAAAACUCCAUCUGUGAAGAUGUGGAUGAAUGUGCCAAUUCCAGAAGUUGCCCAGAGCAUUCGACUUGCCAUAACAGUCUUGGAAGCUACUCUUGCGUCUGCAACCCAGGAUAUGUAUCCAGAAGUGGAAAGAAGAGUUUCCAGGGACCAGGGGAGACGUGUCAAGAUAUAGAUGAAUGUUCUCAAAAGCCCCCACCUUGUGGUCCUAACUCAGUCUGCAGGAACCUGCCAGGAAAGUAUGAGUGCAGCUGUCUGACUGGUUUCUCUUCUCCCACCGGAAAUAACUGGAUCCCUGGAAAGCCGGGAAAUUUCACCUGUAAAGACAUUAAUGAAUGCCUCUCCCGUGGGGUCUGCCCUGAGCAUUCUGAGUGCACCAACUCUUUGGGAAGCUACCGUUGCAGCUGCAAAGUUGGAUUCACCUCUAAAAACUCCAUCUGUGAAGAUGUGAAUGAAUGUGCCAAUUCCAAAAGUUGCCCAGAGCAUUCGACUUGCCAUAACAGUCUGGGAAGCUACUCUUGCGUCUGCAACCCAGGAUAUGUAUCCAGAAGUGGAAAGAAGAGUUUCCAGGGGCCAGGGGAGACGUGUCAAGAUAUAGAUGAAUGUUCUCAAAAGCCCCCACCUUGUGGUCCUAACUCAGUCUGCAGAAACCUGCCAGGAAAGUAUGAGUGCAGCUGUCUGACUGGUUUCUCUUCUCCCACCGGAAAUAACUGGAUCCCUGGAAAGCCGGGAAAUUUCACCUGUAAAGACAUUAAUGAAUGCCUCUCCCGUGGGGUCUGCCCUGAGCAUUCUGAGUGCACCAACUCUUUGGGAAGCUACCGUUGCAGCUGCAAAGUUGGAUUCACCUCUAAAAACUCCAUCUGUGAAGAUGUGGAUGAAUGUGCCAAUUCCAAAAGUUGCCCAGAGCAUUCGACUUGCCAUAACAGUCUUGGAAACUACUCUUGUGUCUGCAAGGCAGGUUAUCAAUCCAGAAGUGGAAGGAAAAGUUUCCAGUGGCCAGGAGAGACGUGUGAAGAUAUAGAUGAAUGUUCUCAAAGGCCCCUACCUUGUGGUCCUAACUCAGUCUGCAGAAACCUGCCAGGAAGGUAUGAGUGCAGCUGUUUGACUGGUUUCUCGUCUCCCACUGGAAAUAAUUGGAUCCCUGGAAAGUCAGGUCAUUUUACCUGCACAGACAUUAAUGAAUGCCUCUCCCAUGGGGUCUGCCCUGAGCAUUCUGAGUGCACCAACUCUUUGGGAAGCUACCACUGCAGCUGCAAAGUUGGAUUCACCUCUAAAAACUCCAUCUGUGAAGAUGUGGAUGAAUGUGCCAAUCCCAGAAGCUGCCCAGAGCAUUCGACUUGCCACAACAGUCUUGGAAACUACUCUUGUGUCUGCAACACAGGAUAUGAAUCCAGAAGUGGAAAGAAGAAUUUCCAGGGACCAGGAGAAACAUGUGAAGAUGUGGAUGAAUGUUCCAGGAACUCAACUCUUUGUGGUCCCAGUUCUAUCUGCACCAACAUCCCAGGAAAAUACAGUUGCUCCUGCUUGCCGGGGUUCUUUUCACCUGGUGUGUGGAGCCCUGAAAAACCUGAGGCCUUCAAGUGUGCAGAUAUUGAUGAGUGCCUUCAGGAUCCCUCACGAUGCGGCCCAAAUUCUGUCUGUACCAACACCCCGGGCUCUUACAGCUGUGGCUGCAUUGUAGGUUUUCAACCCAAUCCAGAUGACUCCUGGAAACACGGCAACUUCAGCUGCCAAAGGAUUCCCUUCAAGUGUAAAGAUGAUGUGGUACCCGACAACAAGCAGGUCCAGUUAUGCCAUGUGGGAGCAGCAGUGGAGCCUAAAUAUGUUUCCUUUUGUGCCCUGAUGAAUGCCACCGUCGACAUUCUGGACAAUGUCUGUAAAAACAAAACCACUGUCGUCUCUUUGAAGAGUACGGCUAAGAGAUUUGCCUCUGUGAUUGAAAACACAUCCAAGUGGUCCAACUUCACCAAAGAAGAGACCUCUACACUGGCCACAGUCUUGCUGGAGAGCGUGAAAAGCACCACGUUGGCAGCUUUUCUGAAACCCUCAGCGAAUGUCAGUCAGACUAUUCAGACGGAACACUUAGAUAUCGAGAGGAAAGUGAUCGACAAAGAAUGUGCUAAGGAGAACGAGACAUUUAAGUUGAAAGCAAAAGGGGAUGAAAUGAAGAUUUGGUGUUCCACAAUCAAAGAAUCUGAAUCCACAGGGAUCAACGGGGUGGCUUUCGUUUCCUUUGCGGGUAUGGAGUCUGUUUUGGAUGAGCGCUUCUUGCAAGAUCUUCAGAACCCCUGGGCCAACUCCAAGAAGAAGCUGAAGAUGAAUUCUCGUGUUGUUGGGGGCAUCAUAACAGGAGGGAAGAAAGACGGGUUCUCUAAACCAGUCAUCUAUACUCUGGAGAACAUCAAGCCAAAGCAGGAUUUUGAGAGUGCUAUCUGCGUUUCCUGGAGACCAGAUGUGGAGGGAGGCAGAUGGACAACCUCAGGCUGUGUGCUCCUUGAAGCUUCCAAGACGCAUACUGUCUGCGGCUGUAAUCGAAUGGUGAACUUGGCCGUCAUCAUGGCUUCCGGGGAGCUCACGAUGGAGUUCACCCUGUACCUCAUCAGUCACGUGGGCACGAUCAUCUCACUGGUGUGUCUUGCCACGGCCAUCAUCACCUUCCUUGUGUGUCGCACCAUCCGAAACCAGAACACCUACGUCCACCUGCACCUCUGCAUAUGCCUCUUCUUGGCCAAGAUACUGUUUCUCACUGGUGCGGACAAGACCGACAACCAGAUGGGCUGCGCCCUCGUCGCAGGCUUUCUGCACUACCUUUUCCUUGCGUGCUUCUUCUGGAUGCUGGUGGAGGCUGUGAUGCUCUUCCUCAUGGUCAGGAACCUGAAAGUGGUGAAUUACUUCAGUACUCGGAACAUCAAGAUGCUGUAUCUCUGCACCUUUGGCUAUGGGCUCCCGGGGCUAGUGGUGGCUGUCUCUGCUGGCUUACAACCACAGGGUUAUGGGAUGUAUAAUCGCUGCUGGCUGAAUACAGAAACAGGGUUCAUCUGGAGCUUCCUGGGGCCAGUGUGCACAAUUAUAGUGGUCAACUGCAUCCUCCUGACUUGGACACUAUGUAUCCUGAGGCAGAAGCUUUCUAGUGUCAGUGCGGAAGUCUCCACACUCAAAGACACCAGGGUUGAAGUCCCUUCUUGCUUUCAAAUACACAAUGGAACAACAUCUCAGGAAAGCAGGUGCCUGCAGAAGCCUUCUCUGAAAUCUCUUCUCAGCUUAGUGUGGAAAUGCAGUAUCUCGCCAGCCCUAGAACUCUCUGGGCAAUUUGGAUUAUGGAUGAUUGGGUGGGGUGGUCUUCCCAUGGCUUCCUGCCCUGGUGAGAAAAGAAGAGCUUCUGUUCCAGCUUACCAUUUUAUCUUCCGUUUUCUGCAACUCUGACUUUUCAGAGUUUUGUGGAGAUAACAGAUCGCAGUGCAAUGGCAGGACCAAGGACCAAGGACCAAGGCUACCACUUUGAUUUGCUCUAAGUCCACUGAUGUGUGGCUUUAAGCAUGCCUCUCCAGCUUCUAUCACAUGCUUCACACACAGAGUAGCCCUCAAUAAAUGAUUUGUUUUCUGA